This is a messenger RNA of Stylophora pistillata, 1260 nucleotides long. Its product is annotated as trace amine-associated receptor 9-like. The record is from RefSeq and is a predicted model, not a curated record. Lineage: Eukaryota; Metazoa; Cnidaria; Anthozoa; Scleractinia; Pocilloporidae.
AUGGAUUUGAACGAUACAAGAACGUGGAUCAAUUCCACCACCGAGGUUAACGAAGAUACCCCUCUGUUUGCUUGCUCCAAGUCACCAGAUUUGACAUUUGAUCUGAAUGAAACUACCUUUCCUUGGAUUUUGGUGGGUGUCAAAUCGUUUGCUUGUCUUUCGAUUUCUUUUCUAAACUCACUCGUCAUCACGGCAGUGAGAGUAAGGAAGGAUCUGUACAAACAUUCGUAUGUCCUGUCGUCCAGCUUGGCCUGUGCAGACUUUCUCGUAGGAGCUAUCACGAUGCCCUUCUCCGCGAGUCUCGAUGUAUUGCUUGCCAUCCGAAGAGUAACUUUCGUUUGCAUAUUAGACAUUGUCAAUGGGUACUUUAUGUAUUGUGCUUCCUGGUGUGCACUUUAUCACAUGACAGCAAUUGCCUGGGAAAGGUUCGUAGCCAUAACGAAGACAAUGCUCUACCCAGUGAAAGUUACCAGAGGUCGCCUCAAGAGGAUGGCCCUUGUCCUUUGGAUGGGGGCAAUGGCUACGACUCUUCCACCUCUCGCGAUGGAAGUUGCUGGUGUGAAUCUCCAGUUCGUUCAAAUGUGGGUUUCUUCCGCGAGCAUCUGUGGAGUGGUUUCCUUGAUAGCAACCGGGUAUUUUUACAUCAAGAUAUACAUUGAAGUGCGAAAACGCAAGAUCGACCAAAUCACCAAAGCGACAGCUAUGGCUCAAGCGAUACUCGAGACCAAAGUUGCCAAGACAGCCGCCUCGUUGACGCUUGCUUUGGUAAUUUCGUUCGUACCAGGCAUAAUUAUCAGCAGCUCCCAAACCCUUCGCACGAGCACUAGCAUUCGGGUGUCUGAGCUUAUCAUGCAGAUGGGCUCUGUUGUAAAUCCGCUACUGUACAGCUACAGAGACCGUCGCUUCAGAAACGCCGUUCUGGAGAUGUUAAGGAUAAAAAAGCCGCAAGUUAUCCAACGGCCCGCAACCGCAGCCAUCCAAGUGCGUCAUUUCCAAGGAAAAUUCCCGGAGAACUCCAAGGAGAAUGCGUCGGGAAAGGACACCCCUAGAGAAAAACAAACUGAUGGCUUUACACGUGCAGCAUCCUGUAGGUCACUGAACACAGAUUUACAUCGGCCGUCCCAUCAAAUUACCCGUCACAAGAUGGUGAAGAGAUCCAUGUCAGCCCCAUCGUUUGCCCAAAUCAACACCGUUUUCGAUUCCUCACACCUGCAGCUUCCUUCUACUGCGACUAGGACAGACAUUUCGUGGGGAAAGUAA